Molecule: messenger RNA, 2900 nt
Organism: Durotheca rogersii
Lineage: Eukaryota; Fungi; Ascomycota; Sordariomycetes; Xylariales; Xylariaceae
Exons: 3
Coding region: 570-2150 (526 amino acids)
Source: RefSeq, a predicted model, not a curated record
AACAGAACCGCCGUUGCUGUAGUAAAGCGAUGUAGGGUUCUCUUCGUAUCCACGCUCUGCCUAGUCCCUCGUCAUCCAUCGCGAGACAUCGUGAUAGCCGUCUGCUCCAACAUGUCGUUCCGCGCUGGGCGUCCUGUUUCGCCAUUAGAUCCGGGCUACUUGCAGAGCGGUGAAGACCGUCGCGAGAGCCUCAUCAGCCGGCUGUCCUCCGAAAACGUACCCGUAGGGCCGCCCAUCGGGGUGGCGACCUCGGGUCCGCAGAGUACAUGGUGGUACGCCCAAGGCGUGCAGAACUCGCAAGGUCGGUUGCAAAACGUGCCUCGUCGCAUAACAUGUCACAUCCAAACCAGAGCAAGCAUUGAUAAUGGACGAGUUCACUUAUUAGAGGUACAGAAGCUGAGCCGAGUCUUCAAGACGGUCGGCCUGGGACGCCCGAUGUAGAGGAUGUAGCGUCUACUAGUAAUAGCGAUAGCUACCAACCAGUAGAGAGGCGGGAGCAGCCCUCGAUCCUCCGAUGGUGGUACCUGGAGAUAGUGUGUGCUCUCGUGGCCAUAGGUAGUCUCGCUGCCAUGGCCGGCGUGCUGGGAAGAUUCGACGGGCAGCCGACCAGCACCUGGCCUAACACCGUGCUUACCCUCAACGGUCUGAUAGCCAUCCUAGCCACCCUCUGCCGCGCGAGCUUCAUGCUACCUGUAGCCGCAGCGCUGAGCCAGGCGAAGUGGAACCGGUUCACCGACCCCAGAGACCAGAAGUACCACCGACUUGACGAUUUCCAGUUGUUCGACGAUGCCUCCAGGGGUCCUUGGGGCAGCGUUCACCUGCUUUGGAGGUUCAGGCUCGUUCAUAUAGGCUGCCUCGGGGCUUUGCUUACCAUCCUCUCUCUAGCUUUCGGCGCAUUCUCUCAGCAGUUGGUCGAUAUUCGGAUCGAAGCCGUUCCCACCACUUCGCAAGGCCAGAUUGGGGACGUCGCCAGAAGUAGAUGGGUUGACGCAGUCGUCGGCAUCAGCAAUUCCUGGACGCCUGUUUCGGCGACUAAAUUGGCUAUAUAUGAUGGCUUUUUGGCACGAAGCAUCGGCAUUCCGCAAGUCACCUGCCCAACAGGAAACUGUACUUGGCCGGUGAUUCCUACGGUUGGCGUCUGUGGCUCCUGUGUGGAUCUCACAGAGGAUAUAUCCUACGACCGGUUAACGUCGAGUCUGUGUCGUCUGACACUGCUGGACGGCCCUCGACUACAAGCCUAUUGUGAUAGUGAAGACUUCAUGCCCGUUUUCACCCUAGGCCCCGGGACCGGCCGCGUCUUCGAUACCUCAGACCCCCGUAUCCCGAGUCGCGACGCGCCGAAUACCAUCGGCGAGUUCAGCGCGCUUGGGCUCCCUGGCAGCAAGACGCCGGGAAAUAUCAUGACGGAAUCCCGAGCUGCCGACUGUGGCCUGUGGUAUUGUCUACAGGCGCGUAACGUCAGCGUCCAACUCGGCGAGCUCAGCGAUGUUAUCGUGGACACGUGGAGCAAGGCAAUCACCAUCGAGUCCGCCCCUUUUACCGGGAAUGUGACAUUUACCGACAUUCCUCCCAACUUCAACACCGAGCCCGAGGCAGUCUAUGGCAUGGCCGCAAUGCAGAUGUUUGGGAUGAGGCAGUAUCUGAACAAAACCGUAAUCGGUAACGUUAGCGCCGACGCCCUUCUCGGCGUAGUUGCAUCGACCACUGAUUACGCCGAGGGUAUUCACGCCAAUUUAGAUGAAAUGGACGAUUGGAUAGCGAGGCUCACUAGGAGCAUGACAAACAACGUACGGGAAAACAAUGUAGUGCCUUCAGACCAGGACCUUCACCGCGGUACGAUAUUCGGGAAUGAAACUGUGUUUACAAUCCGGUGGGGGUGGAUCGCGUAUCCGGCCGUGCUUGUGUUCUUAUCAACGUUGUACCUGAUCGUGGAGGUGGUGCGGACAGCUUACGGCGGGGCAGCCCCGUGGAAAUCGGAUGCCCUGCUGCCCAUUUGCAUCGGGAUCGACGAGGAGGCGAAGCAACGAGCCAUCGUUGGAGUCUACGAACCUGAUGGAACUAAGGAAGAGAUAGGGAAGUCUCGUGUCCGCCUGUUGAAUCUCGACAGCGGGCUGAUGAGCUUCGAGGUACAAAAGAAAGUCGACGCCUAAGACAGAUUAUAAUACAUACGAAAUGAGCGAAGGCGGGGCAUUUAUUCAGAGCCACGCGAAUUUCACCAAGCAUCUCGAAGCCGUGCCGCACGGUCACAUUUACGCCGUCCAUUAACAAUUUAGAACCGGCAUGUUUCUCUAGGGCGUGGAGAUGGUAAAAGAAAACACUGAAGGAUGGCGGGAAAGGUUAGGACGGGCAAAAGCUCUCCGAGAUAAGCAGGUUACACAGCCGCACUCGAGUGCCGUGGCGAAGUCCCCGGCGAGUCGUCCUUCGUCGGCGAGCACCGCCCCACAUUUCGCCGGCACGCCGGAGACUUACAAGACGCUUAAGUAAUCAGCGCCGGGAACUUUCCGGGCACUCGCACGGAAUAGGCCCGGUCGCGGAAUGGUAUCGGACCAGCGAAAGGCUUUGUCAAAAUAAGAUGCCGGGGAAAGAGUUGGGACGACGGGGCCUCGCAGUGUCGAGCGAGACCCCGAGGAGCGGAACUAUUCAGACAUAAUAAUUACCAUAGCCGCCGGAAAGGGGGGCAAGGCGAGCAUAAACUUGUGGAAGCCUGAGAAGCAGGCAGGCGAAAUAGAGGCAGGUAUUGUUACGUGCUAGCCAAGUAGGUGUCCCGUCAACACACACAUACAACCUUUGUCUCCUCUAAGCUGUGGUACUCAGCUAUGCAGAUGGCAUGCCGCGAACGAAACAGGUAGAUGUAGAGGAGAGGCCCACCGGGCGACUUGGGAACCCACAUCGAGGGGUCG